CCGGAGCAUAAGAUAAAAAAAAUAUUCCAUUAAAAUUUUAUAAAUAUUUAAUAUUAUAUGGUACUAAAAGUGUCGUAGAGAGAGAAAUCACGUCGAAUACAGAAUUGAAUAUUAUUCAACAUUGAUUAAAAUAAUAAUGGUUAUGGAAGAUCAAGAAAUUGGGUUAGCGUCAGAAUGUAUUCCUGUACCAAGAGUCCAUGAUUCAUUAGUUGUUCAAGUAAAACAGCAACAACAACAACAACUAUUAAAUAAUACUGUAAAAAGAACAAGUAAUACUAUAAAAAUGUCCGAAGAAGAAAAAAAACAAGCAGUUAAUAAAACAGGACAAAGAAAACCGCGAACCAGAAAAAAAGCUUUACAUGCUGCUAUUCUUAAACAAAUGGAAUUUUAUUUUAGUGAUGCUAAUUUAAGUAAAGAUCGUUUUUUAUCAAACUUAAUUCAAAAUGAUCCUUAUGUUGAUUUAUCAACAUUUAUUAAUUUCAAUAAAAUAAGAGCACUAACUACUGAAACAAAUCGUAUUGCUAAAGCUUUAGAGUCUUCAAAAAUAUUAUCUUUAUCAGAUGACUCAACUAAAGUUUGUCGUAAAACACCUAUUAAUCCACGAAGUAAUAGUGAUGAUUGUACUAUUUAUGUUCAAGGAUUACCACCAGAUGCAGAUCAUGAUUGGCUUAUCACUAUUUUUUCUCAAUAUGGUUCAGUAGCCUAUGUAUCUAUACCACGUUAUAAACGUAAUAAAAAAUUAAAAGGAUUUGCAUUUGUUGAGUUUGAUAAUGUUGAAGAAACUGAAAAAUGCUUGAAAGCUUUUCAAGAUAAACAUUGUAUAUUACCAUCUCAUACAACACCUGAUGAAAUAUUAAGUAUUACAACUUAUAUUCAAGAAGACGAUUUUGAGGAUUCAUCAUCGUUACUUAUCAAUAAAGUUACUAAUAAAACUCUAAAUGAUGGUGAGCUUGAAUCAUUUAAAUCAAAUAAAAAUAUUAUUGAUGACUCCAAUAACCAAUUUUUAUCAUCGCCAACAGUCGUCACAUUGUCAACAAAAACAACAACUCAAGACGAUAAUAAUGAUAAUUAUAAUGAUGAUGAUGAUGAUGACGAUUACGAUGAUGAUAAUGUUAUAAGUCCAAAAAAAAUAAAAAUUGAUAAAUCAAUCAACAAGAUUACUGAAAAAAAUAAAAAUCAAAACGAAAAAUCAAAUAUCAAUAAUGAUAGUUGCAAUGUAGAUGAUGUUAAAGAUAUUAAAUUUUCUGACAGUCUGAUUGAUAAUAAAGAAAGUAAAGAUAUUGAUGAAAAAAAGAAAAAAAAAAGAAAAAGAAAAAAUAGAGGUAAUAAAAAUGAGCAUUAUCAGCAGGAACAGGAACAAAAGCAACAGCAGCAGCAGCAACAACAACAACAGCAACAACAACAACAACAACAGGAACAGGAACAGGAACAGCAGCAACAAUUAGAUAUUAUCGAUUUUGGGCUCCGUAUAAUGGCAAAAAAAGAAUGGAAAAAAUUAAGAAAUAAAUACCUCCAAUCACAGAGAGAUAAAAUGAAACAGCUAAAGCAACACCUCUUAAAAAAAAGAAAUCAAUGGAACGAAAAACAAUCGCCUGUUAAUAAUCAAAUGGAUACUACUACUACUGCUGCUGCUGCUGCUGCUACUACAGUAAUUUGUGAUGAACAAGAUUCAAAAAAUAAAAAUUCAUCUCCUAAAUUUAAUUUUGCUGAAAGUUUAAUUAUUAAAAUGGAAUUAGAUGAACCAUGUUCAAAUCCUAAAAAUUUGAAAAAUCAAAUUAAAUCUGCUGUUAACUCUGAUUUAACAACUCCAACUGAUAUUCAAUAUAUUGAUGUAAGAGAAGGUGACAACUAUGUUUAUAUUCGAUGUGAUACUCCAAAAAACGCUGAAAAAUUAUUAAAAAAAUUAUGCGAGGAUAAAACUUCGAUUAUAUUAACGGGUAUUGAAGAAAAAGAUUAUUGGGAUAAAAUGUUUAAAGACCGUGAACAGAAAUUUGUAAUAAGUAAAAAAAAUCGCAUCAAACAACGAGGAAGAGAUAAAUUACUUAAAAAAGCUGAGAAAGAAUUAGGAAAGCAUAUAAGAUUUGAUGAUUAAAUAUUUCAAAUAAAAUGGUAUAAAUUUUU
Cotesia glomerata is the source of this 2121-nucleotide messenger RNA. It is a transcript of the gene Larp7, whose product is annotated as la-related protein 7. The coding region runs from base 137 to 2092 and encodes 651 amino acids. The transcript has 3 exons. NCBI's taxonomy places the organism in Eukaryota, Metazoa, Arthropoda, Insecta, Hymenoptera, Braconidae. Gene Ontology annotation, biological process: RNA processing. The record is from RefSeq and is a predicted model, not a curated record. Gene Ontology annotation, molecular function: mRNA binding. Gene Ontology annotation, cellular component: nucleus.